Molecule: messenger RNA, 1815 nt
Organism: Aspergillus chevalieri
Lineage: Eukaryota; Fungi; Ascomycota; Eurotiomycetes; Eurotiales; Aspergillaceae
Gene: NOT5
Product: general negative regulator of transcription subunit 5
Exons: 3
Coding region: 1-1815 (604 amino acids)
Biological process (GO): regulation of DNA-templated transcription; nuclear-transcribed mRNA poly(A) tail shortening
Cellular component (GO): CCR4-NOT core complex; nucleus; P-body
Source: RefSeq, a predicted model, not a curated record
AUGACCUCCCGGAAAACACAGCAAGAGAUCGAUAAGACCUUCAAAAAGGUCGCAGAGGGUAUCCAAGCGUUCGAUGGGAUAUACGAGAAGAUCAAGUCGACAACGAAUGCCGCCCAGCGCGAUAAGCUCGAAGACAACCUCAAGCGGGAGAUCAAGAAGCUGCAACGAUUUCGCGAUCAGAUCAAGUCCUGGGCAGCAGGCAAUGAAGUCAAAGACAAGAGUCCGCUGCUCGAGCAGCGUAGAGCAAUCGAAACUUGUAUGGAACAGUUCAAGGCCGUCGAGAAGGAGAUGAAGACCAAGGCAUAUUCGAAAGAAGGUCUAUCAGCAGCAUCGAGGCUCGAUCCCCGCGAGAAGCAAAAAGUCGAAACGUGCGAUUUCUUGUCCAAUAUGGUCGACGAGCUUCAGCAGAAAAUUGAGGCGAUGGAGGCCGAGGAGGAGACGCUUCAUAUGCAAAUGAAGAAGGGCAAGAAGGAUAUUAACAAGUCAAAUCGGUUAUCGGAUAUUACACACCUUACGGAACGCCAUAAGUGGCACGUCAAUAAACUCGAGUUGUUGCUACGGGCGCUCCAAAACGGGAAUGUCGAAACGGGCCAGGUGCUCGAUCUGAAGGAGAGCAUAAAGUACUACGUCGAAGAUGGGCAUAACAUUGACUACUCUGGGGAGGACGAGACGCUCUACGAUGACUUGAACCUGGAGGUCGAUGCAGAGGGGCAGUUCGGACUGGGCGACAACGACCGGGUAUCGUCGCAAGAUACGCAGUCACUGCAGGACGACGAACUGGAAACGAAACCCAAGAGCAAGGGAGAGACUCCGGGGCCACGACGGUCAUCAACACAAAUGAAGUCACCUCUGCCCGUUCUCGCGACCCUACAUCCUUCCACGUCAACCAGCUCCACAAGCGGCAUGAAGCCCGCUCCUCCACCAACACGACUUCCCGGGGAAACCCUCAAGUACGCAUCCGCAGCGGCGGCGGCAGCUGCAAGUGACAAGAAUGGCGUUGGAAUCGCUCCUUUGCCCCCACCCCCAGGUGCCAGCCCUGCAUUUCCCGCAGCAGUUCCCGUGUCGAAGCCUUCCUCGGUCGCCUCGCCAAGCGUCGCGCCAGCACAGCCUACGCCUAAGCCUGCAUCAGCUGCCGCACUCGCUGCAGAGGAACGGUCACGGACGCCCGCCUUCAGUAGUCCUAAGGUGGCACCCGCACCCGCACCAGUCGUGGAGAAGAAAGAGCCUCCCAGCAAAGAGCCCAUUACUGCUGCGACAAAUGGAGAGACUGGCAAGCCGGAACAACGCGAUGCCGAAGAGUCGAUAUACCAUCUGCCUCCUGGGUUACAAGACCUGAUCCAAUCCUUCGAAGUGACCAAGAACCGCGCGUCUACGAACCCAGCACCAUCGGCCCAACGACUUCUAGCAGCAUCGCUGACGACUUGCCCGGAACCAGCCGACGCAGAGAAGCCUCGUCACUACAAACCGCAAAAUCCUUACAACACACCCCUCUACUACCCUCAAGAACCGCUUGCGAUAUUUGACGACCCGCGACUGUACGAUACGGGGCGGAUCGACACAGAUACUCUCUUCUACCUGUUUUAUUACCGACAGGGCACUUACCAGCAAUUCCUGUCCGCCAAGGCGCUCAAGAACCAAAGCUGGCGAUUCCAUAAGCAGUACCAAACGUGGUUCCAGCGUCAUGAGGAGCCCAAGGCGAUUACCGAGGAAUUCGAGCAGGGGACGUAUCGGUUCUUUGACUAUGAGAGUACAUGGAUGAAUCGGCGCAAGGCGGAUUUCAAAUUUGUCUACAAGUACCUUGAAGACGAGUUAUAA